CCUUGGUCGAGGUUUCAACUUUCAAUCCAUCCUAUUAUCUCGACAUUUCAACGCCGGCGUAGCGACUAGCGAGCGUCUUCUUCCCCCUGUGUCUCUCUCCGUCUAUCUCCGAGCUAAGCGAGAUGCAACUCCAGACUCAACCUGGAGUGAGCUCUCACUCCCCGAUGUUCUCACUCGUCUCUCUGCGGCCCACUACCCAAUCCCAAUUCUUCUUCCCCAAUCAGCGCCACCCACUUCGCCACCGCUCCUUAAAUUGCUCCAUUUCCGCUAAAGCCGCCGCCGCCGCCGUCUCUUCAGAGCCUGCCACCGUCGUCCUGGGCUCUCCGCAACACAAGCCCUUCCCCGCUGAGGUCUCCAGAACCAUCGUGGAGUUGUCCUCCGUCGCCACUCUCUCUACAGUCACGCAACAGGGUUGCCCUCUGGGCGUCAGCGUUCGUUUCGCUGUGGAUGACGAAGAUGGGACUCCAGUUCUCUGCUUGGCCGAUUCCCAUGGAAUCGUCUCUCGCGACAGGAGGUCUAGCCUCAACAUUCGGCUGGAGCAGAGCGGAAUGCGGACUUCUCAAUGCACGAUUCAGGGUAGUCUAGAGAAGCCAGAGGAUGCAGGGCGGUUGAAGAGGCUUCUUUCCUCGUGGAGGAAAAGAUUUGGAGAAGAAGUUAUGGAAGACCUCGUAUACAUUGUUGAGGUUGAGAGAGUACUACAGAUGGAAGACUUCAUGGAGGAUGGCAUGUGGGUCUCCUCAUCAGACUACAAAAAUGCUCUUCCUGAUCCUCUCCGGAACUCUGCCGAAGAAUUCGUCAAAGAGAUAAAUGCCAAGAAUAUGGAAGAUGUCAACAGAUUUUGCAAUGUAUAUGUUGAUCUUGAUUUCCAGGUUUCUGAAGCAAAGAUGAUAUGGAUUGAUAGGCUAGGUUUUGAUGUGCGACUUACCUCUACUGAGAAGGACUCUUUCGAUGUCCGAAUCCCGUUCCCAAGAGAAGUGACUGAUGAGAAAGGAGCUAAGUCAUCCUUCAAUGGCAUGUCCCAGCUGGCAUGGGAAGUGGAGAAAAAUUAUCAAGCUCCAGCUUUUGAGAAAGUGAAACAGUUGAAGCAGAUAAGUUUGAGAAGAUUGUAACAAAUCAAUUUACUAUGGUCCCUUUAGCAUUCCUUGUAGAGAUGAGGCUGAUGUAAACAACUUUUUCUGAGCUAUCUACCAGAUUUUGUUGUUUGGUGCUUUGGUUCAGACUUCUAUGUUCAGAUUGUUGUGUCGUCAAUAUGAAAAUUGAAAAAUGAGGUUGUAUAAGUUUUGUUCCUUCCCUAAGAUAUCAUUAGAUGUACUGAAUGCCUUAACUUACAAAUCACAGCUGCUGCAUUUUUCAACCUCCAAGAUUGACUGGUAGAUUUAUUCUUUUGGAGUAUAUGGUGUAAAGCUACAGAACUUCCAGUUAUGUACAUUUUGCUUGUCGGACAUACAAAUGAAAUUGUCAGAGAAAGUUAAAUCAAAUACGUCAGACAGCCAUCAAUGUCGGUCUGAAAUUAUCUGUCAUCGCAUCUUUGAUCUUGCCAAUCCAGUAUGCAUGUUUGUUGCGCCUAUAUUUUGUCACCUUUUGCUGGAAGAAAGAGCUCAGAAUGGUUUCCAGACCCUGUGCUGUGUAUCUGAUAUGCUUUUUGGAGCUAGAAUUUUCCUCCAUUAGAAGUUUAUAGUUCUGCAAGUAGUUUCUGUAGACAGGUACCAAAGACUGAACCAAGAGCUUGCAGAUUCUCAGCUUCAAGUUCUGGUCAGGGACAACCCAACUGGACUGCUUCUGGUACAUGUAAUCAAACGCCUCAUUGAAUGCUUUGAACCCUCUUUUGAUAGAAUCACUGUUGGGUACUUUUGCAGGAGAUGAAUAAACUUGGCUGCUGUCUGGGCGAAGAAUGGCAACCACCUUCCCCCAGCUUUCUCUCAAGUAAAGAGCCAUGAAAUGUUCCUUGUACUGUUCAUGAGCCUUUAACCAGGAAUCUCCCAUCAGAUCUCCAAGCUUUGUACCCCUGAGAUUGCUAAAGUGGCAGUGGUUGUUCAUCAUGAAGAGGAAAGAUAGUGUGGCAUCCACAUGUGCUUUCGACCAUGAAUCCAAGUUGAGGCCGAUUUCUUUUACCACACAGCAGAUUUGGCUGGUGAGGAGUUGAUCGUGGUACUUCUCCUUUUUCCAGCUUUGAUGGAUCAUCACAACUUUAUCUAGCAAUGGCCUGUACUUAUCUCCAAGCAAUUCAUUGCAAUACUCUGUGACAAAGCUCACCAGUCUUGGAACACUGCCAUUUGAAGGAGGCAAGCUCUGUCUUUGCCUUGAAACAUCAUCUGUAAGCUCCCAGAAGAUCUCACAGAUGCCAUCCACAACACUCUUGAUGAGGCUCCUCGUCUGGGUUCGGAUAUCGAGGGAGGAUGUCCCUCCAAAAAGCCGGUUGAAAUCACCUCUCAGAUUAUCCAGAGCUGCAAAGAUAUCAAGCAGCUUCAAGAGCUUGAUGGGAUCCUUCUUACACUCGGUCACCUUUCUUCCAAACUGAAGGAAUGACAGGAUUCCAGACUCUGUGGCGAUCUUUGUAAAACAACCUGUUGAGAAAUCCGAUGAUGAUAUGGUGUUACAAAAAACAUCUUUGCUGAGGUUGAAUUCAACCUCGAAGACAUUCUUCACAAUCAACUCCAAGUGAUCGGACCACUGAUGAAUCCAGCCCUCUACUUCUUGCACAUCUUCAGACCCAGAUACUUGCUUCACAAGUCACAGGCAGAGCUGGUGGAGCAAUGAAGGCCUUCUUCUUUGAUGAGCAAAGAGCCAAAGGAACAGGAACCGAAUUCGCCACAAGAAGCUGCUCGAAUUCCCUCUCGAGCCUCCUAAAUGCAUCAAUCAGAACACCACCAUCGACUCGAGCCCUUCUCUCAGUGGCUUGCAACUCCAGCAGGAUUCUCAAGGACUUCCUGACAUUGGAAAUGUACGGCUCACGGGAAACCGAAUUGUCCUCCAGGAACUGUAGCAUGUCCUGCAGCCACUGAAUUGCUAGCCCGCAGUUGUUAGCUAGAAAUUUCAGCGCUUCCUCCAGCUGCUUCAGGUAGGAAAGAUAAGCAUAUAGAUCAGAACUUGGAUCUGCUGUGACCAAAGACUUCUGGAGCUCCUGAAUCGAACCAUGAACUUUCAGCACGGCUUCUGCAGGCCCAACUGCACGAUCGACGUGGUCUGAAAUCGCCACAAAUGUGCAUUUCUGAGCUGGGGAAGGCCUCACUGCAGCUUCCAAACGAGGUAGGCUCUGUCCAAUGCGUUCCACUCUCUGUCCGGUUUUAUGCAAUGCUGCAGCAAGAGCUCUUGAGUUCUCUAAGCUUGCCUUCAAUGCACUCCUGGCAGAAAGGACAGUUUUCCUAGAGCUGUCCACUUCAGCCAUUGCCAUAACUAGGAAGGAAAUAUGUUUGUGUCUUUUGAUGUUACUGACUGGCAAUGACUUGAGAGGGUGAAGGUUGGGCUGUCAUCCUUAUGUACUGACUGCUACUUGUUCUCCCUUUUAAGACACCUUUCUUCACCAAA
Linum tenue is the source of this 3525-nucleotide messenger RNA. Lineage: Eukaryota; Viridiplantae; Streptophyta; Magnoliopsida; Malpighiales; Linaceae. The record is from the annotation of a GenBank genome assembly.